Xiphophorus maculatus (southern platyfish) is the source of this 6417-nucleotide messenger RNA. RefSeq names its product otogelin. The coding region runs from base 54 to 6281 and encodes 2075 amino acids. The transcript has 44 exons. Gene Ontology annotation, cellular component: extracellular matrix. The record is from RefSeq and is a predicted model, not a curated record. Lineage: Eukaryota; Metazoa; Chordata; Actinopteri; Cyprinodontiformes; Poeciliidae. Gene Ontology annotation, molecular function: protein binding.
ACUGUCAGCCUCACUUUUAUCUGCUUUGGGUCAGAAAGCCCACUGUGGCAACCAUGAAGUGGACUGUGGUGUGGUUGUGUUUCUUCAGUUUUGCUGGUGCUGCUCAAGCCAGGCAGGAUGACAACCAUGUCAACAACAUCUGCAGCACUUGGGGCACGCAGCACUUUAAGACCUUUGAUGGUGAUGUGUUCCAGUUUCCUGGCUUGUGUGAGUACAACCUGGUCAAAGACUGCCGAGAAUCCGAGAAGAAGUUUUCUGUGCACAUUAGACGAGAAGAAAAUGACGGAAAUAUAACAAUACGUUAUGUUGUGGUCACCAUCUCUGAAAAUACAUUCAACCUAACCAAGACUGAGGUCACUGAAAAUGGGAAUCCAGUCACUCUGCCACACUACAGUGGGGGAGUAAAGGUGGAAGAAAGUACAUUUUACAUCAGGCUUCGAGCUACCAAAGUCGGCAUUAUAGUCAUGUGGAAUCGUGAAGAUGCAGUCAUGGUGGAAGUUUCAAACGGAUACAAGAACCAAACUUGUGGCCUUUGCGGAGAUUUCAACGGCGUUCCCGUCUAUGAUGAGUUCAUGGAUAAUGGUUUUAAAGUGACUCCCAUUGAGCUUGGAAUCAAACACAGAGUCCAUCUGCCAAACGAUGAAUGCAAAGACCCCCCUGUAAAAGAUGAAUCAAAGACAAAUGUGUCACAUUCAUGCAAAGCAUUUCAAACUAUCUGUGAAAAAAUAUUUAACGGGGAUUCCUGGAGUUCAUGCACCAGCCUGAUUAGUGCUGAAGCUUUCAUCAAGGCCUGUGUGGUAGACAUGUGUGCCUGUAACAACGGUACCAGUGACUUCUGUGUCUGCAGCACAAUGUCUGAGUUUUCUCGUCAGUGUUCGCACGCAGGAGAACAGCCACCCGACUGGAGGAGACCUGAUUUCUGUGGUAAACAGUGUCCCUACAACAUGCAGUAUGAAGAAAGUGCUUUUCCUUGCAUGGAUACUUGCACACAUCAGGACACAAGAUUAGUGUGUGAGGACCAUAAAACAGAUGGCUGCUUCUGUCCUCCUGGAACGGUGUUUGAUGAUAUUUCUGAGAGGGGCUGCAUCCCUCUGUCUGAGUGUCAGUGCAAGCAUGACGACAUCUACGACUCUGGAGAGGUUUACCACCAUGAAAAAAAAAACUGUACUUGUUCAGAGGGGAAGUGGGAGUGUGAGACUUUCGAGACCCCAGCUACAUGUGCAGUUGAGGAAGGUUUACAUUUCACAACAUUUGAUGGUACUACCUAUACCUUUCAUGGAAAUUGUCUUUAUACCCUGGCCAAGGUGGAGAGCAAGGAUGGAGUAAGUCCAAACUUUACUAUUCGGGCCCAGUUGGGACAAUGUGGAGGAACAAAAUUUGAUAUUUGUCUAAAGGCUCUUAAAAUCCAUCUGGGCGUAGAUAAUGUAUUAAUGUUUACAUCUGAGGGAAAAGUUCAACAGAAUAUGGAGGACAUCAGUUUGCCAUAUUACUCAGGGGACAUCAGAAUAUUUCAUGCUUCAUCCUUUCAUAUUUUGCUCAACGCCAAGUUUGGCCUCCAAAUUCAGAUCCAGCGUGUUCCUGUUAUGCAAGCCUACAUCAGUCUGGAAAGCAGCUACAAGGAAAAGACACGUGGUUUAUGUGGAAACUACAACAUGGCUUUGAAUGAUGAUAUGACGACUCCUCAAGGGAGCCAAGAAGGAACUGCUGUAACUUUUGGUAAUUCUUGGAAGGCCGACCAAACAUGCCCAGAUGCAGGCAGAAUACUUGAAGACCCCUGUUCAGUCACUAUGAAAACUGAGAAUUAUGCCCGACACUGGUGCGAAAUGCUCAGAAAUUCAACUGGUUCAUUUGCAAAUUGCCAUUCAGAGGUUAAUCCUGACUAUUACUACAAGCGCUGCCUUUACUCCACCUGCAGCUGUGAGAAAAGCGAAGACUGCUUAUGUGCCGUCUUCACCUCUUAUGGUCGGGCUUGUGCAGCAAAGGGAAAGUUUGUGACAGAUUUUGGAAACCAAUGCGAGAAACACACAAAGAGCUGUCCAUCAACUCAGAUCUUCACUUACAAUCACCGGAGAUGCCAGCUGACCUGUAGUUCACUGAGCUCAGAUCAGCAGAGCUGCACUUCACAUUUCUUGCCUGUGGUUGGCUGUUUCUGCCCUGAUGGUCUCUAUCUGAAUGAAAAAGAUGCUUGUGUACCCAAAGAAGAAUGUUCCUGUUCCCAUAAUGAAGAUUACAUUGAAGCAGGAACGUCUGUCAACAUCAAAUCUGAGCACUGUGUGUGUGCCAAUGGAAGGCUUCAUUGCCAUUCCUUGAAAAAGCAGAACACAGAAUGUCCUCAUCCAAAAGUGUACUUCAACUGCUCCACUGGGAUGGCUGAUGACCAGAGACCACACUGUGUUCAACGUUGUUUGAAUCUGGAUGAUGAUGUUUGUGAUGCGUCAGAAUGUGUAUCUGGCUGCAUGUGUCCUUCUGGUCAUUUUGAUGAUGGUCAAGGCUCAUGUGUGAAAAAGACAGAGGAUUGUUCAUGCAAGCACAAUGGUCAAUUCUAUAAGCCUGGAGUCGCAGUUUACCAAGAUUGUAACCGCUGUAUUUGUAGAGGUGGGAAGUGGAAAUGUACAUCAUACAGCUGUUCACAGAGCUGCAUUAUAUAUGGAAGUGGACAUCACAAAACAUUUGAUAAGCAGCUAUAUGAGUUUCAAGGAGACUGUUCCUAUGUUGCUGUCAAGAACAAAUGUUCUAAUAAAACAGUAGAGGAUGAAAUUGAAGUCAUCACAGAAGAUGAACCAUGUGGAUCAACAGGGACAACAUGUUCUAAAACUGUCAGGAUUCAGCUGGGGAAACAUGUGAUCAUCCUCACUGACGGCACUUUUAAAGAGAUAGUUUUGGAAAAUGGCACCGAAAUACCAUACGAAAUAAUAAAUCGAGGCUUCUAUGUUGUAGUGCAUUCCAGCAUUGGUCUAAGAGUAAUUUGGGAUCGCAAAACAUAUUUUGUUAUAACACUGGAACCAUAUUACAAGGGUGAAGUGUGUGGCCUGUGUGGAAACUUUGAUGGUAAUGGAGAGAACGACUUCACCACCCGGAGUGGGUUGGUAGUGAGCAGCCCAUUAGAGUUUGCAAACAGCUGGAAAGGGGACAGCUCUUGCUCAAAUGUGGAUAAGCUUAUUGACGCUUGUGAAAAAGCACCUCAUCGAGACCACUGGGCAAAAAUGAAGUGCAACAUCAUAAAUGGAGACACAUUCAAAGAAUGCCAUUCCAAGGUAGAGCCCCAACCGUUCUAUGAAAAAUGUGUGAAGGACUCAUGUGCCUGUGACACUGGAGGAGACUGCGAGUGUUUCUGUUCAGCUGUUGCAGCUUAUGCUCAAGCUUGCAAUGAUGCUGGUGUUUGCAUUUCAUGGAGAACUCCAGAAAUCUGUCCUGUCUUCUGUGAUUUCUACAACUUCCACAACAAACAAUAUGAUUGCUUAUGGCACUACCAUCCAUGUACUCCAAUCAAAUAUCAGGGUUGUUCAAGCUAUUCUGUUAGAAGGUUUGAAGGUUGUUAUCCUAGUUGCCCAGAGUAUGCCCCAAUAUUUGAUGAAAAAGAAAACAGAUGUGUGGAAAAAUGUUCGAUAACAACAACUACUACUACUACUACUACUACAACUACUACUAUAACAUCUCCGACAACCACAAAAUCAACAACAGAAUAUACCACUACAACCGGAACACCAACUACAACUACAACCACUACAACUACCACAACAACUACUACAACAACAACUACACCCACAACCACAGAAUCAACAACAACUGAAUCUACUACUGAAACACCAACUACAACCACAACUACCACAACAACCACAACAACAACUACCCCUACAACCACAGAAUCAACGACAACUGAAACACCAACUACAACCACAACUACUACCACAACUACUACACCAACAACCACAGAAUCAACAACAGCAACUAAGUCUACAACUAAAUCAUUGUCUACUACCACCACUUCAACAUCAACUAAAAAACCACCUCCAACUGCAUCCACCCCAUGUGAACAGUGGGGUGUGCAGCAAAAUGAGAUGUUUUAUUUUUGCAACUGCACCAUGGCAAGAUGUAUUGGAGGCAAUAAAAUUGAAAUAGUUCCAUAUGAAUGUCCAACUAUGGAGCCCGUAAUUUGUGCCAAUGGGAAAGACCCUGUUCUUGUAUAUGAUUAUUAUCAUUGCUGCCAACAUUAUGAAUGUGACUGUGAAUGCGAAGGCUGGGGAGAUCCUCAUUACAUUACUUUUGAUGGCAAAUACUACAGUUACCAAGGAAACUGUACCUACUAUUUGAUGAAAGAAAUUACACCAAUGCAUGGCUUAGAAAUUUUAAUUGAAAAUGUCCAUUGUGACCCUACUGAAGAUGUUUCCUGUCCUCGAGCUUUAAUUGUGAAUUAUGGAGCACAAAGUAUCAAACUGAUCAACUUUAAUCUUGGUGGACGACCUGAUUUGAAGGCAUUUAAAAAUGAAGAUGUAGAAAAUCUAAGGCUCCCUUAUUGGAAAGAUGGUGUUAAAGUGAUGAGCACUAAUAUUAACUUGGUGUUAGAGAUCCUUCGUCUAAAUGUGGUUGUUAAAUUUGGAAGAACUGGCUUCAGUAUCAACCUUCCAUAUAAGUACUUUGGAGGAAACACACAGGGUCAUUGUGGAACUUGCUCCAACAAUCAAGAUGAUGACUGCAGAUUGCCUAGCGGUACAGUAGCAGAAAAUUGCGGUGUGAUGGCCGACGACUGGCUUCUGAAGAAAGAUAAGGGAAAAACUGGCUGCAUACCUAAACGUACACCUCCACAGAAACCAUGCAAACAAAAUCCAGAUUCUGUUUGUGAACUGCUUAAGGACCCCUCAGGUGCCUUUGCUGAAUGCCAUUCCCAGAUCUCUCCAGACAAUUUCUACAAAGGAUGCGUUUUUGAUAGCUGCUAUGUUCACAACCGGGCAGUGGAGUGCACAAGUUUGGAGACUUAUGCUGCUGCCUGCGCAGAGAUUGGAAUUUGUAUUGACUGGAGGAAGUACACUAAUAUAUGUGCCAGCAACUGUCCAUCAGGCAAAAUUUAUAAAUCUUGUGGACCUGCAGACCAACCAAGCUGUGAGGACAAUCCUAACGAUCCAGUCAUGAACUACACUACUGAGGGCUGCUAUUGUCCUGAAGGAAUGAAACUGUUCAGCAAAGAAUCAAAUAUUUGCGUUAAAAGUUGUGGAUGUCUUGAUCCCAAUGGGAAGCCCCGUGAGUUCAACGAGACAUUUGAAUACAAAUGUCAGGCCUGUGUGUGUGACGAAUCCACCAAAACUGUGAUCUGUAAGCCUAAAACGUGCCCACCCGCUGCUUUACCAAGAUGCAUGGAUCCAGGAUUUGUUCUUGUCAACCAAACUGAUCCAUCAAAUCCCUGCUGCAAUGUCCAUGUUUGCCAAUGUCAGAGCCAUGCUUGUCCGGACAUCAACAUGAACUGUGAUGUUGGCUUUAUGCCAAACAUCAGUGUUCCAGAGGGAAAAUGCUGUCCAGAAAGUACAUGUGAACCCAAAAGAGUCUGUGUGCUAAAUGAUGCUGAAUAUCAGCCUGAUUCUUCCGUUCCUGGCCAAAAAUGUGAGAACUGCUUCUGUUCCUCAAGCUCUUCAUCUGGUGGUCUGAUGGAAAUAAAGUGCGAGAAGCAGCAGUGCAAAGAAACAUGCAGAAGGGGAUUUGAAUAUAAAAAACCCAACUCAGAUGAUUGCUGUGGGACGUGUGUGCAGACCCACUGUGUGUUCAUUGUUAAUGGCAAUGAGACACUUUUAAAGGAAGGAGAAACCUGGUCACCACCAGAAAAUAAAUGUGAAAGUAAGACUUGUGUUAAGAAUGGUGAGACUCUUACAGUCACCAGUAAGCAAAUCAUUUGCCCAGCAUUCCAAGAGAGCAACUGCAAGAAUGACACAAUUCAGACUGCAGCAAAUGGCUGCUGCAAAAUCUGUGUGGAAAAAGAGAAGGCCUGCAGUCUGGUUAGCCGGACAACUCCUAUCAACUACAAUGGCUGUCAGUCUGAGUUGAAUAUGCCGUCAUGUGAAGGAUCAUGCGACACUUUCACUAAAUACUCUGACGCAGCAGGUGCUAUGGAGCAUUCCUGCUCCUGCUGUAAGGAGAGACGCGCCAGCAACCGCACUGUUACCCUGGCGUGUAACGAUGGUGCGCACGUCCAGUUCACUUAUGUGCAUGUGGAGGAGUGCGGCUGUGGUCACACAGAGUGCACCACACCUGCAGCACUGCAUGUUCGCAGAAAGCGACGCUUCACACUGCAGUGACCCAAUCCUCUGUCCUCACAUGUGGGAUACAGAUGUAUCUACAAGAAUCAUUUAAUUAAUCAUUAAAUCUCUAAUAAGGUAUAGCAUACUUUGUGGAGUUCAUUUAUCAGUUGAUUGAAUAAAAGCAUGCGUCUAA